This is a messenger RNA of Pseudoliparis swirei, 6292 nucleotides long. It is a transcript of the gene zmiz1a, whose product is annotated as zinc finger, MIZ-type containing 1a. The record is from RefSeq and is a predicted model, not a curated record. Bases 292 to 3600 code for a protein of 1102 amino acids. Gene Ontology annotation, molecular function: zinc ion binding; SUMO ligase activity. Lineage: Eukaryota; Metazoa; Chordata; Actinopteri; Perciformes; Liparidae. Gene Ontology annotation, biological process: protein sumoylation; regulation of transcription by RNA polymerase II. The transcript is spliced from 24 exons.
AGUCACUCACACCGUCUCCGGGGCUCUCGCGUCGUCUUUGUGAAGUGAAUGCAGCGAGAGAGAGGAGCGCCGUAAACACGAGGUUUGGAGAAACAAUACGCGGAUUUGCCACAGAGGUCCGAGCUUGAGAAUCACCGCUUAAGGAGGGGUCAGCAAAAGACCGUGCGUGAGGAAUACAUGAAGGGCGGUGUGGGGGAGGGGGCGGCCAGGCCACCACAGCGGCAGUACCACCAAGGUCAAAGUUCACACAGAGUACAGAACCUUUAAUGGUGUCCCGGUAGAGACAUCAAGAUGAACACGUUACCAUCAAUGGACCGGCACAUCCAGCAGACCAAUGACAGGCUGAUGUGCAUCAAACAGCACUUACAGAACCCGGCCAACUUCCACUCAGCGGCCACAGAGCUGCUCGACUGGUGUGGAGAUCCCCGGGCCUUCCAGCGACCUUUCGAGCAAAGUCUCAUGGGAUGUCUGACGGUGGUGAGCCGCGUUGCUGCUCAGCAGGGGUAUGACUUGGAUCUGGGCUACAGGUUGCUGGCUGUGUGUGCAGCCAACAGGGACAAAUUCACUCCCAAGUCUGCAGAAACCAGCACCUGCAGGAGAUGUCAGAGUGACUCAGCCUUGCUGUCGUCGUGGUGCGAGGAGCUGGGUCGUCUCCUCCUGCUGCGCCACCAGAAGAGCAGGCAGAACGAACCGCAGGGAAAGGUUCCCACGCAGCCCAGUAUGAACAGCAUGAAGCCCGGCCUCACACACAGUGAUGGAUCCUUUCCCUAUGACUCUGUCCCCUGGCAACAAAACUCCAACCAGCCCCCUGGGUCAUUGUCUGUGGUUACAACAGUGUGGGGCGUGACCAACACGUCACAGAGUCAGGUGCUAGGUAACCCGAUGGCAAACAGCAAUAACCCCAUGAAUCCUGGAGGCAACCAAAUGGGCUCGGGUCUGUCUGCCAGCGCAGCAGGGCUCAACUCAGCCCAGUUCAACACUCAGCAGCAACAGUUUGCAAACAAAGGAGGCUCCAACCAGCAGUACAUGCAGCAGGGCAUGUACGGCAGGCCUGGUUACCCUGGAGGUCCUGGGGGAUACAGCGGGAGUUACUCUGGAGGCCCAAACCCUUCUCAAGGCGGCAUGGGAUUGGGCUCCCACACACGUUCUCCUGGUGACUUCACUCAGCCGGCCGCCGCCGCUGCAGCUGCUGCUAUCGCUGCCGCUGCUGCUACGGCAACGGCCACGGCAACGGCAACGGUGGCAGCUCUGCAGGAAACCCAGAACAAAGAUAUGAACCAGUAUGGACAGAUAUGUUCUUCGUUCCAAAUGGGCUCCUCGCAGACCUAUAACAGCCAGUUCAUGACCCAGUCGGGCCCACGAGGCCCCCCUGGAGGUAUGAAUCCCGCCAGCAUGGGUUCACCCAUGAACAACCCCAAUAUGAGUGGACCUCCAAUGGGCAUGAGUCAGGCUCGAACCCCAGGCAUGGUGCCGUUUGGGGCUCACGGUCAAAGGAUGCCUCAGCAGGGGUAUCCCGGAGGACCUCGGCAGGGAAUGCCCAUGCAGGGGAUGAAGAGGCCGUGUCCUGGGGAGGCAAGUUACGUGGGUCAGCAGUACGGACCGAAUGGUCAGUUCCCACCACAGCAGGGACAGUACCCCACAUCAAACGCCUCCAGGCCGCUGUCAUCUCCUAACUACCCCGGCCAAAGGAUGCCAGGGCAGCAGGUCCAAGGGCAGUACCCACCUGGCAUGCCCAUGAGCCAGUACUACAAGCAAGAGCCCUUCAAUGGUCAGAGCACCAACUUCUCUGGAGGCGGAUACUCCUACGGCCAAGGCAACGGGCCCCCCAGGCCUGUUAACUACCCCCACUCCCCGGUGCCUGGAAACCCCACACCCCCCAUGACCCCAGGAAGUAGUAUCCCUCCAUACCUGUCGCCAAACCAGGAUGCGAAGCCCCCGUUUCCACCUGACGUGAAACCAAAUAUGACGACUCUUCCGCCCCCUCCAACUAACCCCAACGAGGAGCUGAGGCUGACGUUCCCAGUUCGGGAUGGAGUGGUGCUGGAGCCGUUCCGCUUGGAGCACAAUCUGGCUGUCAGUAACCACGUUUACCACCUGCGACCCUCCGUCCACCAGACGCUCAUGUGGAGGUCAGACCUGGAGCUGCAGUUUAAGUGCUACCACCAUGAAGACAGGCAGAUGAACACCAACUGGCCCGCCUCCGUCCAGGUCAGCGUCAACGCCACACCCCUCACCAUCGAGAGGGGAGACAACAAAACCUCCCACAAACCCCUGCACCUGAAGCACGUCUGCCAACCUGGAAGAAACACCAUACAGAUAACGGUCACCGCCUGCUGUUGUUCCCACCUGUUUGUGCUGCAGCUGGUCCACAGGCCAUCUGUGCGAUCCGUCCUCCAGGGGCUCCUGAAGAAAAGACUCCUUCCUGCAGAACACUGCAUCACCAAGGUUAAGCGGAACUUCAGCAGCGUGGCAGCCUCUGCAGGCAGCACUCCUCUGAACGGGGAAGACGGCGUGGAGCAGACGGCCAUUAAGGUGUCGCUGAAAUGUCCCAUUACCUUCCGGCGCAUCCAGCUACCGGCACGAGGGCACGACUGCAAACAUGUCCAGUGCUUUGAUCUAGAGUCCUACUUGCAGCUCAACUGUGAGAGAGGGACAUGGAAGUGUCCUGUGUGCAAUAAAACGGCAUUAUUAGAAGGUCUGGAGGUGGACCAGUACAUGUGGGGAAUCCUCAAUGCAAUCCAAAAUUCAGAGUUUGAGGAGGUCACUAUAGACCCUUCAUGUAGCUGGCGACCUGUCCCCAUAAAGUCUGAGCUCCACAUCAAAGAGGACCCUGACGGACCCCUUGCCAAGCGCUUUAAGACCAUGAGCCCCAGUCAGAUGACCAUGCCCAAUGUGAUGGAGAUGAUUGCCCAGCUAGGGCCCGGGACAGGACCUGGACCUGGCGCUGUACUUGGUCCCAGCCCUUACCCCCCACACCCUAGUCAACAUCCCAGUGGCAACGGGGGAGAUUACCCCGGCAUAGGCAACAGUUACCACAGCCAAGGGAACUUUGACUUCCCUCAUGGGAACCCCUCUGGGUGUGGAGGAGGAGGAGGUGGAGGGGGUCCCCCCAUGAGUGACUUCAUCCAUGGCCCCCAGCUCUCCCACCCACCAGAUGGCCCCGGUGGUCUCCUCUCCCAGGACAAGCCCCUCAACCAUGGCAUUAAUGAUGCAAUGUCCCAUACCGAUCAGUCCCAUAACUCCAUGCAGCAGAGCUCGCAUGCGUCUCCCCACCGCGGCAGCCAUUCAGGGCCGCCCUUACCUCACAGUGGCCAGUCAGGGCCGCCGUUGCAUCACAGUGGCCAACCAUCGCAGCCCCCUCGCCAGUCGCAGCCUCAGCCGCAUCAGCAACCUCAGCAGCCCGGGCAGAACAGUCAUCCCCACAGCGAUCUGAACUUUAACCCCUCCUCAGAUGGGCAGAUGGGCCAUGAUGUGCCUGAACCCUCCCUAGAUCUGCUUCCAGAGCUGGCCAACCCCGACGAGUUACUAUCAUACCUGGACCCUCCCGACCUUCCCACCAACAGCAACGACGACCUUCUCUCCCUCUUCGAGAACAACUAGCUCCUCCCCUCCCCUGGGAACCCUUCUGCAUCGACGGGAGUCGUGAUGUGUUUGACUGUCCGUCCACAGGCACCUCACCGACCUCCUGCCGAUACUUCAAGCAGCUCCCUACGCUCAUGCACACACACACACACACACAUACAGUUUAUGAACAGAUGAUGUGUGGCAUAGGAGCGCGGCUGAAAAGAGACGUCUGUUUGGGAACUCCAAGGGAGAGAGCAGGAACGCCACUCAUCCCCGCACUCCCUUUUUUCCUCGUGUAAAGAUUCCACGCACCAGUUCCACCGCCUUUGACUCGAAACACACCAUUUACAGCCAGCCAUGUUGGCGGGCACUAAAGUGAUAAUAUAUAUAUAUAUAUAUAUAUAUAUAUUAUAUUUGUGAAUUUUUAACAGAAAACUGUGCAGCUAUAAUCAUCAUGUGUAAACAACACAGAGGAGACAGGAGCCUUUGUGGGCUUUAGGAAAAGUGUUGUAUCUUUGUUUUUGUUUUUUUAUUCUGAUUUAUUUUUGUGAAAAAAAACAUUGUCUUGUAUGAAUGUUUUUAUCCUCUUUGAAAUGUGUUCUUCCAAAAUGUUGGCACAUGCCAUCAUGCCCUUUGACUCCCAGACCUCUCGGUGUGUGAGUGUGGUCAAAUGUCAACAGAGGAAUGUGCAAUGUAGUGUGUGAGUGUGUGCGUGUGUGAGUGUGUGAGUGUGUGUGAUUGUGGGUGUGUGUGUGUGUGUGUAUGUUUACAUGUCCUCUUUUGUUUGCCUGCGAGUGUACGAGAAAGCGGGGAGAGACAGUUGGAGACGGAGGGAAGAAAUAUAUGGAAAGGAGGAAAGAUAACACAAUCCACUUUAAGAGCUGUCUCAGUACUUUCUGUCCAGUCUGUAGUCGUUCUUGUGUAUUUAUUGUAAUGUUUCGCUCUUCCUCAUCAAUUUCAGCACCAUUUUGUCCACAAGUGCAUGUGUGCCAAUGGCUCCUGUUGUCUUUGUCCAGCCUAAACGUGCUUGAUCAAAUCAUUUUCUCUCUUGUUUUUAUAUUUAUUAUUUCAUUUCAAAUUCAUCAUUUUUGUGUGUUUUUUUUAAAUUGUCGUCCUUUUUUAUGUGUUUAAUCUUCGUCCCUACAUUGAAAUUAAUCAGAUACACAUCACCAAAGUUGUCCAAUGCUUUUUGUAAGUGUUUGGACCCGGACAAUAUGUUGAUGCAAGAGCAGGAUUUCAACGUCCUACAGACGUCUACAGAAGUUUCUAAAUCACUGUGUUUUAUAAAAGCGUCUGUGUGAUUGUUCCGAUCUUUCCUUAUGUCGUUUUGUUACUGUUAAACUGCAUCUUUUUGGGAAAAACAUCCUGCAUGAACCAACAGUGUUUCCGGAGCUGUUGUAUAUACCCGUUGUGAAUACUUUGUGACUGUACAGUACUGUACCUAUCUAUUACUGACAACUACAUGGUACUGUAUGUCUGUCAAGGACUACGCACUCACACACACACACACACACACACAAACACACACAGAAUCCCUUCUUAAACAGCCCAAUAUUGUAACAAAUUGAUCCAAAUGCACUCACUGGACUCGUAUUGAGUAUCUGUGUAUUGUUUUUCAUCACCCUGCGACAAUGCAUCAGUGAAAAGGAAUAUUCAGAUUGCUCAGCAGGAAAGUUAUCAGAGUGUUUUUUUCUUCUUAAGUAAACAAAUUGGUCAGCUUUAAAUUUGUUGUUUUCUGUCUAAAAGAUUGUCAAUGCAGCUUAGAGGUCCAGAUUUCUCCCCAAAAUGAUUCAUGUGAUAUCAUUGGAACAAGUGACCUCGGCCUUUUUAUUUAAAGUGAGAAUGUGAAAAAUGUCCUCUUGAUUGUUUUGAGGCCUGAUUAUAAGUUUUUGAGAACAAUACCUAGCUAAAAUUUGGGAAUUAUGGAUGUUCAUCACAUUUGAUAUUGUUUUAAGUUUAUAUUGUUGUCCACUGUUUUAAGUAUAAGUUGGUUUACACAGUUUUAUGCAGUACUUUCAAUUAAUUUAAAACAUACUGUAUGUUAUUGGACAAAAGUUCCCCCCUUUGAGAUUUGUAAACCAUUUGAAGAACCAAAUAUGGAUUUACUGAUCUUUAAAACUGAUCAAAUCACCUGCAAAUAACACAGUUGAAGGAUCAGAUGUUGUAUGUGUUUGUUUAUAUGUUUGUUGAAGACAAUGCACUGCCGCAUUGGGAUGUUUUAUUUCCCUACACAGUGUGUAACUGUAACUGCAACCUUUCACAAAAUCACGUCUACUAAUUCGAGCGACACAAAUUGUACUGUCUGAUUGCAGACACUUGAAAUUGAGUCAAGGAUUUAAAAGAGAAUGCAAUUAAUGUUGUACAAUGGAAUUUUGGGGGAGAGCCCUUCCUGUUUGCAUAACAAGGGGAGGUUGUGGCAAAUGGUCGGGGGUGGGGAUGUAAGGGAUACGUGUAUAUAAUGUAAAUGACAAAUAGAGACACGUUAACAGAAAUGUAUUCAUUUUCUCCAGGGGGAGUGUGCAUAGUGUAUUUAGAAUUUGUAAAGCUUGCAUCCUCCUGUCAGACAUUGAAUUGGCUAAAUGAGUCUGUGUUCGAUUGCGUCUGUGCAGACCUCUCUAAUCACGCCUGUUCAUUUAUGGAAGAUACUUUAUGUACCCCGCACAUGGGGUUUCAAAGAAAAAAAGAUUUUUUUUCUUUGUGUAAUAUUAAACUUCUGUGUAUUUCUCUA